Molecule: messenger RNA, 6964 nt
Organism: Lymnaea stagnalis (great pond snail)
Lineage: Eukaryota; Metazoa; Mollusca; Gastropoda; Lymnaeidae
Source: the annotation of a GenBank genome assembly
AGCGUGUGGACCGGAAAGCUGUGGGAACCAUAAGGUGGGAAUGUUUUUGUCAAGAACAAACAUUCGCUGAAAAGUAGUCACUAGUUCGGUCAUCCAUCAGAGUUCAACCACUCGUAACUAGUCUGACACGUCUGUUUAGGGUUUAGAUCUAGAUGAUAGUGGAACUGAUAAAUCAAUGGAGUGAACUCUGUGUACAGAGAUUGUAACCAAAGUAUAAGACAUAGGACUGGGGGCAGAUCGUGUGGUCAGUCUCGGAUUUACUCCAGGCGACGAUUUCAACUGGACACUACCCGAAAAUGAAGCUUCACGUAGCUCUGGUUACUUUGUUGUUUAUUCUGACCGUUGGUCACUCCAAGGCCAAGGGUAUUCAUAAGAUGAAAGUAGAAGAUGAGAGUAAGUUUUAAUAUUUUCUAUUUUAGUCAAUGGGUAUAAACCACAUCGUGAAAAAUAUUUAUAUACAGCGACAAACGUCUAUUUUAUUGCAUCUUCGUACCAUACAAAAUUUUUACAUGCAAAGUUUUCGAAAAUCUUCAGCUUAUUUCUAAUCUACUAAAGUUACUGAGCAAAACAUGCAUUCAAUUAAGACACUUUAUAAGAAUCCCAAUAGGUGCCAACUUUUGGGAAUUUUAUUUUGCGCACCUACUGAAAAUAGAAUUAAAGGGAUUCAUACAUUCAAAUAAAAAGCAUUAUUAUUUGUGAUUAUAUGUUAACAGGAAUUAUUUAUGAGAGACGAAUGGAAGAGAGCCGGUCAAAAGUUGGCGCCGUGACGUUUGCAUUCGCCAAACAUUUCCAAACCCACAUGGUGUUACAGAAAGCCCCGCAGAGAGCAAAUAUCUACGGAUUCUCUCCAACCAUUGGACAGAAAGUCACACUACAGGUACGUGAAGCCUUUACAGAUGUAUCUUACUUUUAUUUAAUAUAAUAUAAACGACAAAAUGAUAUCAGAGAAUUGGACUGCAGGGAAAAUAUCCCAAGGAUUUAGAUCGAUCACGAUUAAAAGAAAAAAUAAGCAAGCCUGUCCCUGAAGGUUUCUGACUGUUAGUGAGGAUAAUGAUUGACUACUUCUAGAGCGCUUGUGUCCAGGCUAUUUUAGCCUACCCAAAGUGCUCCGAUGUCUUAAAAUCUAUUGAAGAAAAAAUGUCCCUAAGUGUCUCUUAAAUGUUUUUUUUUUUUUACCAUCAUUAAUUUACUUUAAAUACUGAGGCAAACUUUUCCAUGAUUUAGGCGCUAUAUCUUCAAAAAGAGCGCAAUCCGAAUGACUUCUUUUUGUGUCCAUCCACACUGGGAACUCUCAGUAGGGACUGUGAUGAAGAGCGCAGGCGUUUUUAAUGAUACGCGUUUGGAAAUAAGUUCUUUGAGAUAUUCAGGUGCAGAAACUUCCACACAGUUGUACGGCAGGGACAGAAUGUUGCGGUGUAUGCUCUCACUUAUAGAAAGCCAGUGGAGAUGUGAGAUGUGGAUGGGAGCCUAUAAACGCUUAACACCCACUGGCCUUUCGUGUUUGUGACAGAGUCCUAGAACCACAUUUCCUUUUAGUUUUGUUUUUGUAUAGUUGUUUUUUCAAGUUAUUCAGCUUCCAUUUCCUCCAUAUUUGUAAUGAUAUCAUUGACAUCAAAUAUGUAAAGAACGAUUGAGUCUAUUUUUCCUAUCGGGACUUGUGUUGGAAUCAUGAGAUAAGAAGCAUGCCAAGUGCUGUCGUGUUAAUGGUAUUGAUCAGAGGCGUAGCAAGGGGGUGCAGGGGGGGACAGAUGUCCCCGGGCGCCAGGUAGUUAGGGGCUCCAAAAUGUGCUUUGAUAUUAUUUUAUUGAUGAAAAUAAUGGGUUUGAGAGUUGAAAAAAGAAAAAGGGGGCGCUUUAAAAUGGAUCUUGUCCCCGAGCGCGAAUCUUGUCCCCGGGCGCCAAACACCCUCGCUACGCCGCUGGUAUUGAUUAGUAACUAAUAAGAGUAAAUAAAAAAGAACAGGUAAAAACCGGUAUGAAGUGUGCAGAAACGCAAUCUCCAGGUUUACUUUCCGUGUCAUGAAGACACCAUCUAGUUAUUUAUUUGAAACAACCAUAGCUCAAUAGUGGUGUUAUGUUUUCAUGUUUUUUUUAAUUAUUAUUUUUUUUUAAAAAUUCAUCAAUUAAAUAAUGGUAGUGUUUUUAAUGCAGCUAAACACAGUACCAGCUACUCACAGCUACAACUACGAGACAACAGUUCACCAAGGUCCAGCUGCUGGUGUUGGGGUAUGGAAUUUUGUCCUUGACCCCUUUGCCCCAAGCACAGUGGUCACCAUCAAGGUCACGGCUGGAGCGGCCUCUCACACAAUAUCUGACGUCAUUUUUGGAGACGUCUGGAUUUGUUCUGGACAAUCAAAUAUGGAGAUGACCGUUAUUCAGGUAAUGUCAACGCUUCUUUUGUUCUAGAUAAUUAUGUCAGUGUUUGGAUCCAAGUCGCUUAUCUGGAUUCUUUAGAUCAGGAAGUCUGAAGUCUUUGAUAGGAGCUGUCAAACUUUCACGUCUGGAUCAAUUGGAAAUCUCUUAAAUGAUGAAGAUCCUUGUUUAACUUAAAUGCGGAUAAUAAAUUUUGAGAGUGGUCAAAACAGAAAUGACGUUAAAAAGACUGAUCUCAUUGCCUAAUAAUUGAAAAUAAAUGGGUCGUCAAACUACUCCACUACAGUGUCAAAGAACAUCAAAGCAACCUAGUUAUAGUUUAUCAGAAAGCGAACUACGCUGUGAUGUGCAGACCGUUUGGAGUCAUUUUAUUCUCAACACAGAGAAAUAAUAUUAUUUUAUAAGUAUACUGGAGUUAAAGGGCCUUCUUUAAUUACUUAUUAAUAAGGAUUAAUAAGUGGUUUUUAAAUCUAAUUUUAGCGAUUACGAUUUUCAUCUUAAAUUUCAAAGGCAAUAGCAGCUAAGCUUAAAAGAUACGUUCAUUCUUAUAGUUCAUAGUAGUUACUAUGUAUGAACGGUUCAAGUGGAAAGCAGGGAUCUGGUAUGACAAUUAAAAUGAGAACCGAUUUUGCUAGGGAUUAUUUUUUGUUUCGUUUUCUAAAAACAUUUUAAAGUUAAUACACUCAAUUGGAUUUUUAAAUAUAUAAUUGUUUUGGCGUGGGAGGGAGUGUGUUUCUGUAUUAAUUUCACUCUAAUCUAUACUCUAACAUUUCACUCUAAUCUAUACUCUAACAUUUCACUCUAAUCUAUACUCUAACAUUUCACUCUAAUCUAUACUCUAACAUUUCACUCUAAUCUAUACUCUAACAUUUCACUCUAAUCUAUACUCUAACAUUUCACUCUAAUCUAUACUCUAACAUUUCACUCUAAUCUAUACUCUAACAUUUCACUCUAAUCUAUACUCUAACAUUUCACUCUAAUCUAUACUCUAACAUUUCACUCUAAUCUAUACUCUAACAUUGUUUAUCGUAAUACAAUCUUCAGAUAGAUGGCGGAGCUCAAGAAAUAGCAAAUGCUCACAACUACCCCAACAUCCGUCUGUUCACCGUCAACAGAGCUGAGUCCACUGCCCCCCAAUAUGACCUGAUUAGAGUUGCAGAAGCUUGGAGUAAAGCUGAUAACAGUAAGUCUAAAUGUUAAGCAAAAUAUUUUUUUUGAAGAUGUAUCGUCUAUGAUAUUAAUUAUUACGUGAGAAUUCUUAAUUAAUAUUUAUAUCUCUAUAUAUUUUUCAGUACAUUUAAUUCAUUUCAAACAUAUGUCUUUAUCUCUUUUUUUUCUUCAAGUUUUCUAUUAUUUUUUCUUUCUUGUUAUCUUUAAAUCUUUUAUUUCUUUUAGUCUCACUCUUUCUCAUUCUUUCUCUCUCUUUCUCUCUCCUUUUCUCUCCCUCUCUUUCUCGGGCUCUCUCUCCCCACUCUCUCUUUCUCUCUCUUUCUCUCUCUCUCUCUCUUUCCGUUCUCUUAUUUGUUAAAUUUCCUUCCAUUUAAAAAAAUUGAAUACAAACGUUUAAUUUUAUCAUGGCUAUUUGUUAUAUAAACAAAAAAAAAAUGGGUUACAAGAAAUGUUCAUGGUGCUCUUAAAAAAAUCUAAUUUGUAAGAUUCUGUGGGACACGGUGCCUGGAGCUACUUCUCUGCCGUCUGCUGGCUGUUUGGUAAGGACAUUCACAUUGCCAGGAAAUAUCCCAUCGGGCUGGUAGCCACCGAUUGGGGAGGCACCCCGGUCAGGGCCUGGUCAUCACCUCAAGCCCUUGCCAAGUGUGGGGUGCACGAUGAGCACGCGUUAAUUCAACCUUAUUCAUUCGACAAGUGAGUUGGCUCAACCAUAUUCAUAAGACAACUGAGUUGGUUCAAUCAUAUCCAUACGACAACUGAGUUGGUUCAAUCAUUUUCAUACGACAAGUGAGCUGGUUCAAUCUUAUUCAUGCGACAAUUAAAUUGAUAAAACCAAUGGUAUACAAAACAUAAGUUAAUCCCGCCAUAAUAAUAUUCAUAUGAAAGGUAAAUUAAUCAAACCAAAUUCUAAUGACAAGUGAGUAAUUCAACCAUAGCCAUGACACUUAAGUCUAAAACUUAAUUUUGUUCAUUGAAAGCAUUACGCUUCCUUCCCCAUAAAUGUCUAUUAAACAGUAAUGUGCAAAAUUUAUUUAAGGUAUACUUUUUGUGAAAAGAUUACCCAAGUUCCGGGUUUUAACUUGCCAUUGAAAUGUCUUUUAAACUGUAAUGUGCAAAAGUUUAUUAAUAAAUACUUUUUGUGAAAAGAUUACCCAAGUUCCGGGUUUCAUCUUGCCAUUGCCAUGGUUCUCAAAUGUAUUUUGAUUCGUAUCGUUCAGACAUGAAUGUGUUAAAAUUUGGUGCCAGGUUUUUCAAACAGUCAUUGGAUUCUUCUACGGAAAUCAUUUUUUUUAUACGUGUUAAGUUUGAGGACCUUUCAAAUGAUCUAAGAUUUCUAGUUUUGUGUCUUAGUACAUGACUGGCCAAAUGCUUUUCGUUGAACAGUUAUGUCGACCAACUUCCCGAAAAAGAAAAACACAGACUUCAGGGUCCAGGGAACAGCUCUGUUUUAUGGAAUGCUAUGAUUCAUCCAUUACUGGGCAUGACUAUAUAUGGGGCCAUAUGGUACCAAGGUAGGUCAAACGUUUUUUGAAAAUGGCUUUCAGGGUAGGCUUGGGGAAUUUUAUAAAAUUCGAAUUUUUUUAAAAGGUUGUGAUUUUUUAAAGAAAAUAUAUAACUGGACAAGCUAAGAUGUUAUGAAUUAUUGUUUCUCCUAAAGGCGAAAGUGAUUCGGGCGUAACCACGAGAGUAAAAUACAACUGCACAUUCCCAGCCAUGAUUCAGGACUGGAGGGCUAACUUCAACAAAGCUUCCAAUGGACAGACCAGUGCUUCAUUCCCAUUCGGCUUUGUUCAGGUUGGUCCUUUAUCUACCAAAUGGUGACAUGACAUUAUCAUUUUAACAAUGUACUUUUUUUUAAAAACACAACCAUUAAUCGAUCUUAAUCGAUCUUGCAUUCUCAAGAAAAAACCCCACUAAAACAUUGGAUCAUUCAAUGUGAUCAAAGAUGAAUAGAAUUGAUCUUUUUUUAAAUUUGUAUACAGUUGGCACCCAACUCUCCAAGUCCAGGUUCUACAUCUGGGUUCACAGACAUCAGGUGGCACCAAACAGCUGACAGGGGUUAUGUCCCCAACCCUGACUUGCAAAACGUCUUUAUGGCUGUGGCCAUCGACUUGCCAGAUUUCAACUCAACAUAUGGAACGUAAGUUGGGAAGAGAUUAUAAACUCAACGACAUAAAAAAAGCUAACAUUUUUUUUAAAAAGAUUACUUGCUAAAUAGAAUUUAAAUAGAUUACAGCAUAUCUAUAGAUCCCGUUCGUUGAACAAAGUUAUUGAUUUUAAAAAACACGCUAAUGUUAUCAUUAGAUUUAUGAUGGUAACAAAUGUGUGAAAUUUGUUGUCAAUGGACUUAAUAUAUGUGUGCAGAGUUCAUCCCCGAUAUAAGAAGGACAUUGGGACAAGGCUAAGCAUCAGUGCCUUGGCUGUAGCCUAUCAUCAAAGUGGAAUAUUCCAAGGACCCCUACCGACCGGCUCUCAUAAAACUGCAGCAGGAUUGGUGGUAGAUUACGGCAACACCUGGAGGUUGGAUGUUCGCAUACCAGAUGGAUUUGAGGUAACCUAAAGUUAUUUGUGGGUUUAAAUUCAAAUGAAUCUUUUUCUGUUCAACGUUUGUAAGCGACCUAUUUAAAUGUAGUCAUCUUGGGACUGUAUUGUUAUUAUUUGAAAGAUAACCAGAUGGUGUUUGAGGACAUAUUUAUUUAACAUUUUUUAAUACUUAGGGCUACUUUUAUAACAAUUAUUAAUAUCGAGACCUAAAUUCCUUUAAAGUCUAAUAUUGAAAUCUUUUGUUGAUCAUUUUUUUUUUAAAAUCUGAUUAAUCCAUUCUUUUUACAUUCUACACACCAGCUUCAGUGUGCCUCACCAUCCCGAUGGGUUCAUACACCGAUAAUCGCACACACCACAACAACCGUGACGCUGAAAUAUGACGUAUGUCACACAGGUGAAAAAGUGACCGGACUUCGCUAUGCCUGGAGCGAGUCGCCGUGCGCCCUACACAAAUGUGCCAUUUACGAAACGUCCAAAAGUCUGCCCGGUCCACCGUUUGUGUCUUAUGCAGAUUUUGAUGCAUUCGGAAAUCCUUAUUUUACAUUUGAUCGACCCCAAUAUGUGUAAUAGAAGAUACCACUUAGGCCUUAAAAUUACUUAUUUGUUUUUGAGAUAACAAUUUGCUUUUUAAAAUAUAUUUUUUUUUUGCGUACUUAACUACGUCUCGUUUUUAUUUUAAAUAACGAAACAUAAAACCUCAUUUGAAUGGUCAUAUUUUAUAGCCAGUUUCGAACAAAUGUUAAAUAAAAAAUUUAAUGAAAAUGUAAAAGUUUUUUUUAUUUCUUUUAAAACGACCGAUACUGAAUUUCAAAAAAAUGUAAAUACUAUUACAAAUUAUUUUUUUUAAAAAAUUAAUUAACUUUACCUUUCUUUCAUUU